CACAAUCAUUCACAAUCCGUUGAUACCCGCCCCACGGUGCGGAUCGUAAAUACUCACAACAAAACAAAAAUCGCACGAUCAACUCGGGAUUAACAAAACGAAAACCCCAAGGAGAAUAAUAUAAACAGAGACUCAUUCGUUCCUGUUGUUGUUCAUCUUCUAUUUGUCGUAAAGUGUUUUAUUCAGUGCCAGUGCAGUUGUUGUGUUGAUGACGAGUCAUCGAGAUGCUGUGACUAUUCAUACCGCGAAUAAUCGACGGGUAGAAUGGAGAAUCGGGGAUACGAGGAUGACUCUUUGAACCUAGAGGACCAGCACAUCCAUCAACAGCAGGAAGUCACCAUAAAAGUAUCGGAAACCCCAGACACCCACGUCUACGAGGACAUAAUCAUAGGAAUGGAUUCACCGAAUAAAAGUGUCUUUGAUAAUCGUUUGGAGAUGAGCUGUACCUCACAGGGUGUCCUUCAGAGGAAUUUGACGUUACCAUUGCGUAGAAAUAGUGAAUUGAAUAAAGACGAGAUAACGAGGUACUCGGUACGAGUGACUAGUACAGAGAGGAAUCCGAUGCCGAGAGAGAGCAAGCUGAGUGAUGACAGUUUAAUGGACAUGAGUGAAAAACCGAGGAGAAGACGGAAAAAAGAUUGCAAGCAUUGCAAGAUGAAGGCCAACGAGGAAGCAAAGAGUAACAGAUAUGUCGAUUCUGGGAGGAAUCCGACAGCCAAUUCCAUUCAGCCGAUAUUCACCAUUCCUGAUGGAAGACUUCCAGGAUUUGGCAUUCCCACCAGUCAAAAUUCAUGUUGUGUCAACUCAUGCGCUGUCUUUGCCAUCGGUAAUGGGGGAUUUUAUGACAGAAAAGUCAUGAGUUAUGAUAAGAACGAGGUCGAGCCCAGGUUGACCACUUUGGGAGAGGACAGGGCUCUUAUCACACCUCCAAAGCAUCGGACUGGCAUGAAAGUCAAUUCUAUUUAUUCACAAGAUCAGUGGAAGGCGAAGGAUCAUGGGGGAAUCGUCGCCGAAUUCAAGGAUCAAGCCUUUCAGAGAGCGUAUUCGUUACCAACACGCACUCAAAGUCCGUCCUCUCAGAAUCGGUUGAAUCUUCGGAGAAGUGUCCGAGGAGAGCCACCACCCCAACCCGCACGACUCCGAAAAAAUCGUCACGGAUGGACAUUGCACUUUGCUCGACCGCUGGACGGCACGGGCUGCACCAAAUCCAUCAUUUUACUCCUAAUCGCUGUCCUGGCACUACUUGGCAUCGGUGCAAUUGCCCUCUAUAUUGUCUUCGGAAUUGUUGCAGAGCCUGAGAAGCUCCAAAUAAUUCAGCAAUACCUUCGCUCGAGUGAGCAAAGCCCUCACCCCGAUAACGUAACAACACCAGUGAAACACUUGAUGGAGACAGCAAGACCCGUGGAGACAACUCCACUCCCAAGCUUCGUUCAAGUACCAUCGACGACAAAUAUCCCACUUCCUGAGUUCAGCACCACCGUAACAGAGUCACAGGAAACGGAAACGCCAGUUUCACCGAGCGUGAUAACACCGAUGAAUAUUACACGACACUGCGAUGACUGUUACAAGGGCGAAGUGUGCGUUGCACUCGUCGACGAAGAUGUGCCGGUAUGCAGAAUUGCAUUGGAUUCCAUGGAUCCAACUGGAUGCGCUGGUCUCUGUAUCGUCAACAGGCAAAAGUGCCAUCGACUCGAUGUCGACGCAUUCAGAUGCGUCGAGGUGCAGCACAAUUGCUUGGACAACGAGUGGACGUGUUCCAAUAGCCUAUGUAUUCCGUCAGUGAAAAGAUGCGAUGGACACAUGAAUUGUUACGAUCAUUCAGACGAGUAUAAUUGCAACUGCGAUCUGCAGACGCACUUUCAAUGCGGCAACGAGACGUCAUGCCUUCCCCUGGAGAAACGUUGCGACGGAAAAAUUGACUGUUGGGAUGCAACUGACGAGAUUAACUGUACCCUCGGUGAUGACCUAGGUUGGUCUUGUCCAUCGAGUAACGAGUACACCUGCAGUAACGGUCAAUGCAUACUCAAGUCCAGGUUUUGUGAUGGAUUGAGAGAUUGUACAGAUGGAACUGACGAGCCCAGAGGUUGUCGUGGCCGUUGUAAUAAACACGAGUUCACAUGUCGAAAUGGUAGAUGCAUAACGAGAAAUUUCAAGUGUAACGGAAUCGACGAUUGCGGAGACGAAUCGGAUGAACAGCAUUGCCGAGACCGACCAACUCCUUCCAGCAUCCGAAGGCAAAGAUGAACAAGAAAAAAAAGUAUUAGCAAAAAAACUACGAGAGACUGUACAGUGGAUUAUUGCAAAUAACUGUAAAAACGAGUACGAUACAUCAAUUAUUUUCAUUUGAUAAUAAAUAGAUAAGAAUAUUAGAGUAUUUAAACAAAA
Fopius arisanus is the source of this 2385-nucleotide messenger RNA. RefSeq lists its product as uncharacterized. The record is from RefSeq and is a predicted model, not a curated record. NCBI's taxonomy places the organism in Eukaryota, Metazoa, Arthropoda, Insecta, Hymenoptera, Braconidae. Gene Ontology annotation, molecular function: protein binding. The transcript has 9 exons. The coding region runs from base 265 to 2244 and encodes 659 amino acids. Gene Ontology annotation, cellular component: plasma membrane.